AUGUCCGCCAAAAACACCACCCACUGCCUGGACCGCUACGCCAACAACGCCCAUGCCUGGAAAUCAUCCGCAACUACAAGUGGAGAAACACAAUUUAAACGCCCAAUCGGCAUCGUGGAAAGUUUCUUCGACAAUGAUGGAACCAGACAUUAUGGCGGCCGUGCUGACAUGACGGCUACUUUUAAACUCGCGAUUCGCCAUACGCUGUCACGAGAGGAUCUGAGGAAGAGAGUGGCUGCGGCGUGGUGUCUGUUACGCUUGAAUCACGUCCUACUGCAAAGCCGUGUUGAAGAGGAUGAAAACGGGAAGAAAAACUUCGUCGUCUGCGCGCCUAGAUCUGCGGGUGAAGCCAUCCAAGCUGUCGAAAAGGACAUGAUAUGGCUAGAAGACAUUGGGUUUGACGAUACGCUGCAAGAGCUGGAUCUACACCACCACGCAUUGAAUAUCUCAGAUGGAUUGACGGCGUAUAAUUGGUUCAGUCACUUGAUCCGCAUACUAAACACGCCUUACGCCUCCAUCAUCUCGCAGAUCGAGACCGCUAUAUGCCCAGAAGACAUCAAAGCGAGACUACCGCCCGCACAGGAGGAUCUCUACCCAGCAAUCACCGGCAGUUCAGCUCGCCAACGCUGGUUCUGGGCCAUAAUGCGAGUCCUCCGCCACGUGCAGCACACAAUGCCCACCAACCUUCGCCAACCCCUUACGCCGCGCUGA
Molecule: messenger RNA, 711 nt
Organism: Parastagonospora nodorum SN15
Lineage: Eukaryota; Fungi; Ascomycota; Dothideomycetes; Pleosporales; Phaeosphaeriaceae
Exons: 2
Coding region: 1-711 (236 amino acids)
Source: RefSeq, a predicted model, not a curated record